AUGUCGACAAACGCGGACGAGAAUACCGAACUGGUAGAAAAAGAGUGUGAAGAGUUGAAAGCGAAGUGCAAGGAUUUGGAGGGGAAGAAUCGGGAGUUGCAGUGGCAGUUGCAGUGGGCGAAGAAGGAUUCGGAGGAGAGAAUGAGUGAGGCUGAAAGAAAUCACGAGAUGUUAAAGAAGGAGACUACCGGGGACAAGGAUUUAAAGCAGAGGAACUGUAACUUGGAAGGCGAGAUUGAGGCUGUGGAAAGGGAGAACGAGGAGUUGGGGAAGAAGUUUGGGACAUUGAAGGGGACAGUCCUGAGCUUGCUUUCUUAA
Alternaria conjuncta is the source of this 318-nucleotide messenger RNA. RefSeq lists its product as uncharacterized. The coding region runs from base 1 to 318 and encodes 105 amino acids. NCBI's taxonomy places the organism in Eukaryota, Fungi, Ascomycota, Dothideomycetes, Pleosporales, Pleosporaceae. The record is from RefSeq and is a predicted model, not a curated record. The transcript is spliced from 2 exons.